Messenger RNA from Hydra vulgaris (swiftwater hydra), 622 nucleotides. Lineage: Eukaryota; Metazoa; Cnidaria; Hydrozoa; Anthoathecata; Hydridae. The record is from RefSeq and is a predicted model, not a curated record.
CUUUUUUUUUUCUAUACUAUUCUUUUUUUUAAGUUUUUCAUUUAUAUAUACAUAUACAUACAUAUAUAUAUAUAUAUAUAGCACCUGGAAAAUUUCAUUGAAAAAAAAGUUGUAGCAGGGUGUCUAUUUUUUGUCGCACUUUUCCUACCUAAUUUUCAAUUUUGCUGAAGUGGUCGCGGGAGACAGAGGGGUUAAAUAAACAUUGUUUACAUUUGAUUCUGAUUAAAUAAAAUUUCAGUUUUUUUUUAGAUUAAAUAAAAUGGAAAAUAAAGAUGUUGAUAAAGCAACACUUACUUCAUUAAUUGUAUCAUCUAUAGCUGCUCUAUCUGUACCACCAUUAUCUGUUUCAGCUGUUCCACCUUCCACUGAUCUAACUGUGCCAUCAUCAUCUACUCCAACUGUGGCAUCUUCAUCUGCUCCAAUUGUGCCAUCAUCAUCUACUCCAACUGUGCCAUCAUCAUCUACUCCAACUGUGCCAUCAUCUGCUCUAACUGUUGGGGGAGGGGGUUACACGCCCCUUCCGUACAUCAAUGCAAGUUGUGUAUUUGAAUUCCUGUAAAAUAUAGUUUUAUUAUGUAUACUAUUGAUUUCAAUGUAGUAAAGAUAAAAAUUUUAAUGAAAA